UCUAAGCAAAACCAGAUUCAGACAAGGCACAAAAAGAAGAAAUAAUAAGAAUAACAAACAUGAAAUUUGAGCUCGUCUUCAUACCAUAUCCGGGGAUCGGCCAUCUCAGGUCAGCCGUGGAGAUGGGUAAGCUACUCGUCAAGCGAGACCACCGCCUCUCUAUCACCGUACUGCUCCUUCCUUCUCUACCCGGCGGAGAAGUCGUUUCUUCCGCCUACGUAGCAUCCCUCUCCACUACAUGCACCAACCGUCUCCGCUAUGAAAUCAUAUCCGGCGAAAACACCGAGCCUACGAGGCUCGACAUCCACAUCGAGAAUCAGAAGCCGAAGGUGAGACUCGCCGUUUCAAAACUCGUCGACGACUACUCAAAGCUACCGGAGCCGCCGCGUCUAGCCGGGUUCGUCGUCGACUUGUUCUGCACUCUGAUGAUGGAUGUGGCGAGCGAGUUUCGCGUCCCGAGCUAUCUUUUUUACACGUCCAGCGCAGGACUUCUCGGACUAGGGUUUCACGUUCAGACAUUGUACGAUGAGAAUAGGUACGGUGUGAGUGAAAAUGAUUACGAAGACUCGGAAGAGGUGUUGCACGUCCCUAGUUUGUCUCGUCCUUACCCUGUGAAAUGCCUUCCUCACGGCCUCGCGUCGAAAGAUUGGCUACCGAUCUUGGUAAAUCAAGCAAGAAGAUACAGAGAGAUGAAGGGCAUUUUGGUAAAUACUACGGCUGAGGUUGAGCCUUAUACGUUGCGAGUUCUCAACGGUGGUGAUACGCCUCCUGCUUAUCCGGUGGGGCCGCUUUUGGACCUCACCUCCAAGGAAGACAAUAAAGGAUCGGACAUUUUGGAAUGGCUCGACCAGCAACCGCCUAGAUCGGUCGUGUUCCUCUGCUUCGGGAGCAUGGGUGGCUUCAGUGAGAAGCAAGCAAGAGAGAUCGCCGUGGCGCUCGAGAGAACUGGCCACCGUUUCCUCUGGUCUCUCCGUCGGGCAUCUCCUCCCGGAGAGUACACAAAUCUGGAGGAAGUUCUCCCGGAAGGGUUCUUUGACCGGACUAAACAGCUAGGUAAAGUGAUCGGUUGGGCCCCACAGGUUGCGGUGCUUGCUAAGCCGGCGGUUGGAGGUUUUGUCACUCACUGUGGGUGGAACUCUACGCUGGAGAGUCUAUGGUUCGGAGUUCCGACCAUGGCGUGGCCGUUGUACGCUGAACAGAAGUUCAACGCUUUUGAGGUGGUGGAAGAACUUGGACUAGCGGUGGAGAUAAGGAAGUAUUGGCGCAACGAUCGUUCGGUUGAGUUAGUUACAGCGGAAGAGAUAGAGAGAGCAAUCAAGUGUUUGAUGAAGCAGGAUAGCUAUGUGAGGAAGAGAGUGAAGGAGGUGAGUGAGAAAUGCCAUGCUGCCUUAAUGGAUGGUGGGUCAUCUCAAACUGCUUUGAAGAACUUCAUUCAGAAAGUGUUUGAGAAUAUCUCGUGACAAGGAUAGUUAGAGACUGACCCUUUCAACGCUCUUGAAUGGUAGACCCAAGUUAUGUUCCUUUAUAAAUUGCAUGUCUCGUACGUGUAUGUGUGAGUUUCUGUACCGUCUUGAGAUAAUGGUUUUGGUUUGGUCAUGUAUGAUGAGAACAAUGGUAUUUAGUUCUUUGGUUAAAGAGAUCCACCACAGGUAUAUCUCUUUAAAAUAAAAAGGUUGAGAUGAGAACAAUGGUAUUUAGCUCUUUGACUGUGGCCGAAGUGGCCAAAACUAGUACUCACCAUUCUCAGUUACUUUUUUUUUUAAUAUGUUGGGUGUUUAUGUCAAUGUUUUGAAAAUUGGACUAGAUCGCCCGUCGAACCAGUCCGAUGUUACAAGCAAUAUCUAAAAUUUGGAUUUGAGAUAAACCUGUAAAAUCGUCCAAAAAUCAAUAAAAUCGGUGACCCAGAUCAAUCUAAAACCAGUAACUAUACAAAAUUAAUAUUUGGCUCGAUUUUCAAAAUAUUAGUUUAUGUAACAAAAAAUGGACCAAUGGCUAGUUUGUUCAUAAUUAAUAAAUGAUUUUCCACAAUAAAACCUCAGUUUUGCCGUUGUCUACAAGCAUGGACCAAUGGCUAGUUUUUUUCAUAAUUAAUAAAUGAUUUAUAUCUAUGUUUCAAUUUAAUUUAUAAAAACAUGCAUAACAUUUUUAUAUAUACUACUUUCGUUUUUAAAUAUAAAUGUUAAAUAUUUAUACACAAAUUAAUUUUUUAUCACAGUUGCAUUGAUUUUUGCCUUUACCAAUUCCUAAUAAUUUUAAAUCAAUAAUAAUUCAACAAACUUAUUAAUAUUUUUGAAGUUAACAGUUUUUAAUUAUUAAAAAAUUAAAAUUUCAUAAAAACAUUAAAAAGAAACAUUUUUUUCUAAAAUUUGUAUCUUAACAAAACAGAAGGAUUAAC
Messenger RNA from Brassica rapa (field mustard), 2395 nucleotides. Its product is annotated as UDP-glycosyltransferase 71B7-like. NCBI's taxonomy places the organism in Eukaryota, Viridiplantae, Streptophyta, Magnoliopsida, Brassicales, Brassicaceae. Gene Ontology annotation, molecular function: UDP-glucosyltransferase activity. The record is from RefSeq and is a predicted model, not a curated record.